Messenger RNA from Nezara viridula (southern green stink bug), 1350 nucleotides. The record is from the annotation of a GenBank genome assembly. NCBI's taxonomy places the organism in Eukaryota, Metazoa, Arthropoda, Insecta, Hemiptera, Pentatomidae.
AUGCUGCUAGGAGUCCUGUCGCUGCUGCUGCUCGGCAGUCGGCGGCCGGCAGUUAUGUUGCUCGCGGUUCUGUCGCUGCUGCUCGCUCCGGUGAGCCCGCUUGUCGUGUCGGUGAAGAAGUGCUGCCCGCAGGAGUCCUCGCUCUACCUCUCCGGCGGCCAGGCGGAGUGCCUCGAGUCCGCUCACACCUGGCGUUACAUGAACUUCUCCUUCGGGUUUUCUCCUCGCUGCAACAACACUCACCAACUCGCCCUCCAAGGCACCAAUGCCUCGUGCAUCGACAACCUCAACGGAACUGACUCGAUCGUCGCUUUGAAUUGUGAAUCAGACGAGGAGAAGUUCGUCGUUCCGAGCGUCAACUACCUGCGGAAGUGCUGCCCUGUGGACAGGGUGUACGAUUCCUUCCUUCAAACUUGCUGGGGCGAGCAGAAGCCGUCGCUGCCGACCCCUCUCGUCAACGUCUUGUUGCACAAUGCCGAAGGAGUUGUCGACGUUGAAGUAGGAGCCCCGCAGUGUCCAUGGGACGAAGUACUCGUUGAUCACCUGGUUCCGGUGGGUAACGUUUAUCGCCAUCAAUCUGCUUCGAUCACAUUCGUAUCAAGAGGAAAGAAUUAUACGAUGAACCCGGAUGAGGUUUGUGUGGACAGAACAGAGAGGCAAAACCAAUUGGUAGUGCGGACUUGUGAAGACCAGAGGAUCGCUUGUAAGAACCACACCUGUAUUAGGAAAUGUUGCCCGGAAGGGAUGAGCUACUUCGAGGAAGAAUCUACUCAGUGCAUCCCGUCCAACAGAUCUAUUCUGCUCAUGAAAGUCUUCAACGCCUCCGGUCAGAGGCCGAGGCCGGUGGCGCCCAGGAACCCAGCCUACUGGUACGACAUAGAUUGUCCAUUCGGCAAGUAUUUGGAAGAGACGGCGGAAUCUUAUCACUUGGACCUCGACGGCUCCAUCUAUGCUCGCGAUGGCACUAAAACAGAACUUGGAUUUUUUUGUGUCGAAAAUGUUUACAACGGAAACAUCAGCUUCUUUAAGGAUGGAGACUUUGUAUUUUUUUGUUUUCCACCGACGGAAAAGCCUUACCUACCUUUGUGGAACACCGUGGGUAUGAUGGUCUCUGCGUUUUUCCUCCUCCUCACUUUGUUAGUUUACUGCAGCCUCCCCAGUCUUCAAAAUCUGCACGGAAAAACAUUGAUGUGUCACGUGGCGUGCCUCUUCGCUGCGUACUCAGGGCUGGUGACAGUUCAAUUGAUAACGGAUCAGCUUUUGGCUCAACUCUGCGUCAUCAUGGGUAAUUAUGAAAGACUUUAUUUAUUUAUUUUGUUCAGAACCAAUUCAAAAAGAAAGUAUUUGUGA